Grammomys surdaster is the source of this 10241-nucleotide messenger RNA. It is a transcript of the gene Abca1, whose product is annotated as ATP binding cassette subfamily A member 1. Gene Ontology annotation, cellular component: membrane; intracellular membrane-bounded organelle. The record is from RefSeq and is a predicted model, not a curated record. The transcript has 50 exons. Gene Ontology annotation, molecular function: lipid carrier activity; ATP binding; ATP hydrolysis activity. Gene Ontology annotation, biological process: transmembrane transport; lipid transport. The coding region runs from base 308 to 7093 and encodes 2261 amino acids. NCBI's taxonomy places the organism in Eukaryota, Metazoa, Chordata, Mammalia, Rodentia, Muridae.
AGUAAUUCCGAGGGCGGGCGAGCGGGCCUGGACCAGCAGAGCCCACUUCUCUCUCCGCCGCGCAGCGCAAAGCUGGGCAGGGGGCGCCGCGAGACCCGCGCAGCCACAGCCGGCUCGGGGAGCUGUUCCCCCCCUUUUUCUCCCCCUUUCUGGAAGUGUUUGUGCAGGGGUUGGGGAAACAGACGCAAACAGCAAAGUGGAAAACAGUUAAUGACCAGCCACGGAGUCACAGCUCUGUGCUCUGGCUGCUUCCUCCAGGGCUCUCAAGCCACACACGCAGGUCGCUGUGGGUGCUGGCAGAGGUAACAUGGCUUGUUGGACUCAGUUAAGGCUGCUGCUGUGGAAGAAUCUGACGUUUCGAAGAAGACAAACAUGUCAGCUGAUACUGGAAGUGGCCUGGCCUCUAGUUAUCUUCCUGAUCCUGAUUGCUGUUCGCCUGAACUACCCACCCUACGAACAACACGAGUGCCACUUUCCAAAUAAAGCCAUGCCGUCUGCAGGAACCCUUCCCUGGGUACAGGGGAUUAUCUGUAAUGCCAAUAACCCUUGCUUCCGUUAUCCAACUCCAGGCGAGGCUCCUGGUGUUGUUGGAAACUUUAACAAGUCCAUUGUGUCUCGCCUGUUCUCAGAUGCUCAGAGGCUUCUUUUGUACAGCCAAAAAGACACCAGUGUUAAGGACAUGCACAAGGUCCUGAGAACAUUACGGCAGAUCAAUCAUCCCAACUCAAAUUUGAAGCUCCAGGAUUUCCUGGUGGACAAUGAAACGUUCUCUGGAUUCCUACAACACAAUUUGUCCCUUCCAAGGCCUACUGUGGACAGCUUGCUGCAGGCGGAUGUCAGUCUCCAGAAGGUAUUUUUGCAAGGCUACCAGUUGCAUUUGGCCAGUCUGUGUAAUGGAUCAAAGUUAGAAGAAAUAAUUCAGCUUGGUGAUGCAGAAGUUUCUGCCCUUUGUGAUCUACCUAAGGAAAAGCUGAACUCAGCGGAGCGUGUGCUGCGCUAUAACAUGGACAUCCUGAAGCCAAUCGUGACAAGACUGAACUCCACAUCUCCUCUCCUGACCCAGCAUCUGACUGAAGCCACUCAAACGUUGCUUGACAGCUUAGGGGGGCUGGCCCAAGAGCUGUUCAGCACAAAGAGCUGGAGUGACAUGCGGCAGGAGGUGAUGUUUCUGAACAACGUGAACAGCUCUAGCUCCUCCACCCAGAUAUACCAGGCUGUGUCCCGCAUCGUCUGUGGUCACCCAGAGGGUGGGGGCCUGAAGAUCAAGUCUCUCAACUGGUAUGAGGAUAACAACUACAAAGCCCUCUUUGGAGGGAAUAGCACCGAGGAAGACAUGGACGCCUUCUAUGACAAUUCUACAACUCCUUAUUGCAAUGAUUUGAUGAAGAACUUGGAGUCUAGUCCUCUUUCUCGAAUUAUUUGGAAGGCACUCAAACCACUGCUUGUUGGAAAGAUUCUCUACACACCUGACACACCAGCUACAAGACAGGUCAUGGCUGAGGUGAACAAGACCUUUCAGGAGCUGGCUGUGUUCCAUGACCUGGAGGGCAUGUGGGAAGAACUUAGCCCCCAAAUUUGGACCUUCAUGGAGGAGAGCCAAGAGAUGGACCUUGUCCGGACGCUGUUAGACAGCAGAGGCAAUGACCAGUUUUGGGAGCAGAAGUUGAAUGGAUUAGAUUGGACUGCCCAAGACAUCAUGGCAUUUCUGGCCAAGAACCCAGAGGAUGUUCAUUCCUCAAAUGGCUCUGUGUAUACAUGGAGAGAAGCUUUCAAUGAGACCAACCAGGCAAUCCAGAUGAUAUCUCGAUUCAUGGAGUGUGUCAACCUGAACAAGCUGGAGCCCAUCCCAACAGAAGUCAUGCUCAUCAGCAAGUCCAUGGAGCUGCUGGAUGAGAGGAAGUUCUGGGCUGGUAUCGUGUUCACAGGAAUCACUCCUGAUAGCGUGGAGCUGCCCCAUCACGUAAAGUACAAGAUCCGGAUGGACAUUGACAACGUUGAAAGAACUAAUAAGAUUAAGGAUGGGUACUGGGACCCUGGUCCCCGGGCUGACCCCUUUGAAGAUAUGCGUUAUGUCUGGGGUGGCUUCGCCUACUUGCAGGAUGUGGUGGAACAGGCUGUCAUCAGAGUGCUGACAGGAACUGAGAAGAAAACGGGUGUCUAUGUGCAACAGAUGCCCUACCCCUGUUAUGUUGAUGACCUUUUUCUACGUGUCAUGAGUCGGUCAAUGCCCCUCUUCAUGACUCUGGCCUGGAUCUACUCUGUGGCUGUGAUCAUCAAGGGCAUUGUCUAUGAGAAGGAGGCUCGGUUGAAGGAGACCAUGCGGAUCAUGGGCCUGGACAAUGGCAUCCUCUGGUUUAGCUGGUUCAUUAGCAGCCUCAUCCCUCUGCUUGUGAGCGCUGUUCUGCUGGUGAUCAUCUUGAAGUUUGGAAACCUGCUGCCCUAUAGUGACCCCAGUGUGGUGUUCGUCUUCCUGAUGGUGUUUGCCACAGUGACCAUCCUACAGUGCUUCCUCAUUAGCACGCUCUUCUCCCGGACCAACCUGUCAGCAGCCUGUGGGGGCAUCAUGUACUUCACGAUGUACCUGCCCUAUGUGCUGUGUGUAGCCUGGCAGGACUAUGUGGGCUUCUCCAUCAAGAUCUUUGCUAGCCUGCUGUCUCCUGUGGCUUUCGGGUUUGGCUGUGAGUAUUUCGCCCUUUUUGAGGAGCAAGGCAUCGGGGUCCAAUGGGACAAUUUCUUUGAGAGCCCGGUAGAGGAAGAUGGCUUCAAUCUCACCACUGCAGUGUUUAUGAUGCUCUUUGAUUCCUUUCUCUAUGGCGUGAUGACGUGGUACAUCGAAGCAGUCUUUCCAGGGCAGUAUGGAAUUCCUAGGCCCUGGUAUUUUCCUUGUACCAAGUCCUACUGGUUUGGUGAGGAAAUUGAUGAGAAGAGCUACGCUGGGUCCCGCCAAAAGGGAGCGUCAGAAAUCUGCAUGGAAGAGGAACCCACUCAUCUGAAGCUGGGAGUAUCCAUUCAGAACCUGGUAAAGGUUUACCGAGAUGGCAAAAAGGUUGCUGUGGAUGGCUUGGCACUAAAUUUCUAUGAGGACCAGAUCACCUCCUUCCUGGGCCACAAUGGAGCAGGGAAGACCACCACCAUGUCAAUCCUGACUGGUUUGUUUCCCCCAACUUCUGGCACUGCCUACAUCCUGGGGAAGGACAUUCGCUCUGAGUUGAGCUCCAUCCGGCGGAACCUGGGAGUCUGUCCCCAACAUAAUGUGCUGUUUGACAUGCUGACUGUCGAAGAGCACAUCUGGUUCUAUGCCCGCCUGAAGGGGCUCUCAGAGAAGCAUGUGAAAGCAGAGAUGGAGCAGAUGGCCCUGGAUGUUGGCUUACCCCCCAGUAAGCUGAAAAGCAAAACAAGUCAUCUCUCAGGUGGGAUGCAGAGAAAGCUGUCUGUGGCCUUGGCCUUCGUGGGUGGAUCCAAGGUUGUCAUUCUGGAUGAGCCCACAGCAGGUGUGGACCCGUACUCUCGCAGGGGAAUAUGGGAGCUUCUGCUGAAAUACCGGCAAGGCCGCACCAUUAUUUUGUCUACACACCACAUGGAUGAAGCAGACAUCCUAGGGGACAGAAUUGCCAUUAUUUCCCAUGGGAAGCUGUGUUGCGUGGGCUCCUCCCUGUUUUUGAAAAACCAGUUGGGAACGGGUUACUACCUGACCCUGGUCAAGAAAGAUGUGGACUCGUCCCUCAGUUCCUGCAGAAACAGUAGCAGCACUGUGUCGUGUCUGAAAAAGGAGGACAGUGUUUCUCAGAGCAGUUCUGAUGCUGGCCUGGGCAGCGACCAUGAAAGUGACACGCUGACCAUCGAUGUCUCUGCUAUCUCCAACCUCAUCAGGAAGCACGUGUCUGAAGCUCGGCUGGUGGAGGACAUCGGGCAUGAACUGACCUAUGUGCUGCCGUAUGAAGCCGCUAAGGAGGGAGCUUUUGUGGAACUCUUCCAUGAGAUUGACGACCGGCUCUCAGACCUGGGCAUCUCCAGUUACGGCAUCUCAGAGACCACGCUAGAAGAAAUAUUCCUCAAAGUGGCCGAAGACAGUGGUGUGGAUGCUGAGACCUCAGAUGGUACUUUGCUAGCAAGACGAAACAGACGGGCCUUUGGGGACAAGCAGAGCUGUCUGCACCCAUUUACAGAAGACGACGCUAUUGAUCCGAAUGACUCUGACGUAGACCCAGAAUCCAGGGAGACAGACCUGCUCAGCGGGAUGGAUGGCAAAGGCUCCUAUCAGCUGAAGGGCUGGAAACUCACCCAGCAGCAGUUUGUGGCCCUUUUGUGGAAAAGACUGCUGAUUGCCCGGCGGAGCAGGAAAGGCUUCUUUGCUCAGAUUGUCCUGCCAGCUGUCUUUGUUUGCGUUGCCCUGGUGUUCAGCCUGAUUGUACCACCCUUUGGCAAGUACCCCAGCCUGGAACUUCAGCCCUGGAUGUAUAAUGAACAGUAUACGUUUGUCAGUAAUGAUGCUCCAGAGGACAUGGGCACCCAGGAACUCCUGAAUGCUUUAACCAAAGAUCCAGGCUUCGGGACCCGAUGUAUGGAGGGAAACCCAAUCCCAGACACCCCUUGCUUGGAUGGGGAGGAGGACUGGACCAUCAGCCCAGUUCCCAAGACCAUCAUGGAUGUCUUCCAAAAUGGGAACUGGACAAUGAAGAACCCCUCACCUACAUGCCAGUGUAGCAGUGACAAAAUCAAGAAGAUGCUGCCUGUGUGUCCCCCAGGGGCAGGAGGACUGCCACCUCCUCAAAGAAAACAGAAAACCGCAGACAUCCUUCAGAAUCUGACUGGAAGAAAUAUUUCAGAUUACCUGGUGAAGACGUACGUGCAGAUCAUAGCAAAAAGCUUAAGGAAUAAGGUCAGGGUGAAUGAGUUUCGGUAUGGCGGGUUUUCCUUGGGUGUCAGUAAUUCUCAGAGUCUUCCUCCAAGCCAAGAAGUCAAUGAUGCUAUCAGGAAAAUGAAGAAACUCCUGAAGCUGACCAAGGACAGCUCUGCAGAUCGGUUUCUCAGCAGCUUGGGAAGGUUCAUGACAGGACUGGAUACCAAAAGCAAUGUCAAGGUAUGGUUCAAUAACAAGGGCUGGCAUGCCAUCAGUUCGUUCCUGAAUGUCAUCAACAAUGCCAUUCUCCGGGCCAACCUACAGAAGGGAGAGAACCUGAGCCAGUAUGGGAUUACGGCUUUCAACCAUCCCUUGAACCUCACCAAGCAACAGCUCUCGGAGGUGGCUCUGAUGACCACAUCUGUAGACGUCCUCGUGUCUAUCUGUGUCAUCUUUGCAAUGUCCUUUGUCCCAGCCAGCUUUGUUGUGUUCCUGAUACAGGAGCGUGUGAGCAAAGCCAAACACCUUCAGUUCAUCAGCGGCGUGAAGCCUGUCAUCUACUGGCUUUCCAAUUUUGUCUGGGAUAUGUGCAAUUAUGUGGUCCCUGCUACACUAGUCGUUAUCAUCUUCAUCUGCUUCCAGCAGAAGUCUUAUGUGUCCUCCACCAACCUGCCUGUUCUAGCCCUUCUGCUCUUGCUGUAUGGGUGGUCAAUUACUCCUCUCAUGUACCCAGCGUCCUUUGUGUUCAAGAUCCCCAGCACUGCCUAUGUGGUUCUCACCAGUGUGAACCUCUUCAUUGGCAUCAAUGGCAGCGUGGCCACUUUUGUACUGGAGCUCUUUACAAGCAAUAAGCUCAAUGACAUCAAUGACAUCCUGAAAUCUGUGUUUCUUAUCUUCCCUCAUUUUUGCCUGGGGCGAGGGCUCAUUGACAUGGUAAAAAACCAGGCGAUGGCAGAUGCCCUGGAGAGGUUUGGGGAGAACCGCUUCAUCUCUCCACUCUCUUGGGACUUGGUGGGACGAAACCUUUUUGCCAUGGCCGUGGAAGGGGUGGUGUUCUUCCUUAUUACUGUCCUGAUCCAGUACAGAUUUUUCAUCAAGCCCAGACCUGUAAAGGCGAAGCUUCCUCCUUUGAAUGAUGAGGACGAGGACGUGAGGAGGGAGAGACAGAGGAUUCUGGAUGGUGGCGGACAAAAUGACAUCCUAGAGAUCAAGGAACUGACCAAGAUCUAUAGAAGGAAGCAGAAGCCUGCAGUCGACAGGAUCUGCAUUGGCAUCCCUCCCGGAGAGUGCUUUGGCCUCCUGGGCGUUAAUGGAGCUGGCAAGUCAUCAACUUUCAAGAUGCUGACUGGAGAUACCAUGGUGACCAGAGGGGAUGCUCUCCUUAACAAACACAGCAUCUUAUCAAAUAUCCAUGAAGUACAUCAGAACAUGGGCUACUGCCCUCAGUUCGAUGCCAUCACGGAGCUGCUGACUGGAAGAGAGCAUUUGGAGUUCUUUGCCCUCUUGAGGGGAGUUCCAGAAAAGGAAGUUGGCAAGGUUGGUGAAUGGGCAAUUCGCAAACUGGGCCUCGUAAAGUAUGGAGAAAAAUACGCCUGUAACUACAGUGGCGGUAACAAGCGAAAGCUUUCCACAGCCAUGGCUUUGAUUGGUGGGCCUCCUGUGGUGUUUCUGGAUGAACCAACCACAGGCAUGGACCCCAAAGCCCGGAGAUUCUUGUGGAAUUGUGCCCUAAGCAUUGUCAAGGAGGGGAGAUCCGUAGUUCUUACAUCUCAUAGUAUGGAAGAAUGUGAAGCUCUUUGUACAAGGAUGGCCAUAAUGGUCAAUGGGAGGUUCAGGUGCCUUGGCAGUGUCCAACAUCUGAAAAACAGAUUUGGAGAUGGUUAUACAAUAAUUGUACGAAUAGCGGGUUCCAACCCCGACCUGAAGCCUGUCCAGGAGUUCUUUGGACUUGCUUUCCCAGGAAGUGUCCUAAAAGAGAAACAUCGAAACAUGCUACAGUAUCAGCUUCCAUCCUCCUUGUCAUCUCUGGCCAGGAUAUUCAGCAUCCUCUCCCAGAGCAAAAAGCAACUCCACAUAGAAGACUACUCUGUCUCUCAGACAACACUUGACCAAGUAUUUGUGAACUUUGCCAAGGACCAAAGUGAUGAUGACCACUUAAAGGACCUGUCACUACACAAAAACCAGACAGUUGUGGAUGUGGCCGUUCUCACAUCCUUCUUACAGGACGAGAAAGUGAAAGAAAGUUAUGUAUGAAGAAUCCUGUUCACACAAGGUGGAUGAAAGGGAGAGCAGAUCUUCCUUUGCACUAUGUCAAGUAUUCUAGAAGAAAGCGUCCUGCAUUUCUGUGGAGAGGAACAAACUGGAUACUGUACUGACACUAUUCAAUGCAAUGCACUUCAAUGCAACAAGAACACAAUUCCAUUACAGGGGCAGCGCCUUUGUAGCCUAUGUCUUGUAUGGCUCUCUAGUGAAAAUGACUUGAAGUUAGUUCAUUACCUUAUACAGAUGUGAAACUCUGGUGUGGAACCAAGCAGACUCUGGGUUUGGAUUCAUACUCUUUUGUUCCUGUGUAUUCUUUCUGGGAUUGCAACAACAAUCCAUCAAAUAGUCAUGGCCAGUGAUAAUCAAAGUCAAAGGCAUGCACAUCCUCAUCCACUAAGCCAUGCUGAACCACAAAACUGGUUUCCCUGUGACACAUCCAUUGCUGGCAAUGAGUGUGCCAGAAUUACUAGUGCCAAGUUGCUCAGAAAGUCUGAAGCACUGAGUGUGUCACACUUUUGUGAAAACCGCCCUGCUGUCUGUCGACAUCAUUAAAUAUCAGGUGACAAAACGGUGCCAAGUGUGACUAAAUCCCCAUUCUCCUUCUCUCUUUGAUGAGCUGCUGUUGUGGCUGUCUUGUGGAAAAUGUGGAUCUCUCUAACCCAGGUACUUGGUUCUCUUGUUCAGUAUUGCCCAUGCUCAUGUCAUGGGUUGUCAGAGCAGCUUUCUGAGACUUUUCCAAACCACAUUAGAUCCUCCUAAGCAACAAAGAUGAGCAGCCAAAUUGCUGGGGCAGCAAGCUGCUGAGUUCAGGGUGUGGCAUGAAAGAUCCAGUGCGUUUAUACGUGGAAGGUCUGGGGCUGUUUGUGCUGACUGUCUGCUAACACAGGAUGGUUAACGUUACAUCUGGAGAUCCUUCAUUAUGUAACAGAAAUGUAGUUCUUUCUAACUGUUUGAAUUAACCUAGAAAAUGAAAGGGUGGCAUCUUAUUUUGACAACAAUGUUUGCAUUGUUAGUAUUAUUUGGAAUUUUAAGUUUUAUCAAUGCUUCUGAAAGCUUAGAACCAUAACUGUGACGCCAGUCACAUAGAGGAAUGUGCCUGCACUGCCUCCUGCCUUAUUUUCCUUGGUAAAUUUGCAGAUGGAAUGUUUGACUAGCGCAGUGACCAGAAAACAAUGAGGCAGUCAACAUCUCAGGCCAUAUUUUAAGAUCAUGUAGAACACUAUUCAUUUCAGGUUGCAGAUUGAGUAUUUUUGGAGUAUAAUCACUAUGUAGAUGCAUAGACAGGAGUGAGAGGGAGCUAGCAGAUUUUCUGUGCCAUUUAUUCAGCUGACUGAUUUACAGAUAUAGGUUAUUUUGUUAAGUGUACUGAAAGAAUAUGGCCACACCCUUGCCUACUUGAUAGCAUCAAUACAAAAGCCAAGAAGGGUCACUAAUCAAUCAACUCUUUUCAGGAGAAAACAGCUAGCUUGAAAUUUCUUGGAUACAAUUUAUGCUUGUGACCUUUGGGACCUUCAAAAUAUGGGCAGACAAUAAGCUCUGCAGGAUGUGAUACAGCCAUUUAAACCUCUGACGAUCUCAAACAGUCCAUCUCUUCAGUCCUUAACCAGUCAUGAAAGCCAAUCAACAAACAAAACUAUUCCACACGAAGUAUUUUUCGGACUUUUCUAACCCAAGUUUAAUUUGUUUUCAUCUUCAAGCAAUGUGAAAAAAACCAUUAUUUGACCAGUGCUCAUUGUCAUCUGCCUUCAUACAGAACAAAAAUAUGAGUGAAUUCCUGUAUUGGGCAAAGUUCAAGUGAGCUUUUUGCUGUCACUGUUUUCUUCAAGUUUUUCUAAAUUUGGAAGAAUAAGGUUUCAGAUUUAUUUCAAAUUAAGUUUAUAUAAUGUUGUUAUGUAACUCAUUUCUUGAAAGGAAAAAUGACGAUUUUGAUACUAAUGUCAACAUAGGUUUCUAAAAUGACAAGGAAAGUGUGUUUCCAAGAGUUAUUGGCAUACCACUGUAUUUUAGGUAUCAAAGAUACAGAAUUAAAAGAAACAAAUCUUUAUUUUUCAAAAUCAAACUUUCGUUGGCUUUCUCAGCCCAUUAUCAUCAUGCUCUAACUUUUCAAUUACUCUGAUUUUUGAGGCCACAUUUAAAAAGAAACAAACAAGAACAAAAGUAAGGCACCAUCUUGAAAAAACUUAAUUCAGUAUAGAUUUAAAAUCUUUCCUGAAGCUGGAGACAAUCUGUAGGUAUUUAUGUUACCUUUUACACGAUCUGAAUAGCAGUCUUCAAUUUUCCUGUGUAAACGUAAUUAUUUUAGAAAUUUCAAAAUCAGUCUUAUCUUCAAAUAAAAUUUUCUUAGAUUCCCUAUGGAGCUGUGCUAUGUGAGUUGAGAAAUUCUCAAGCGCAAACACUUCUGGUUUACUUUUAAAAAAAAUAUAUUGGAGAACUUACUAACUGUGAAUGUGAGAAAGACAAAAGAAAGUGAGUCCUCUCGCUAGACACACCUAGUACAAUUCAUUAUCAAACAAACAAACCUCAAACUACUGUAUUUAGGUGUCUGUACUGCAAGCAUAUGCCUCAUGACUCUUAAAUGUUAUACAUCAUUUGCUCUCUGUAUAGUAGGCAUUGACUUAAAGGGAUUGUCUGUUGUCUUCUCAUGGUUGUAUAUAUCAGGUAAAAUUGUUCCAAAGAGCCAUGUGUUGUGUAAUGGAGAACCACUUUGAUACUGAAAUACUAAUUUGUACUCUCAUUACUAUUUACUGGUAAUAGUAUAGUGCCACAGGAAUCCUGUUCUGAUUCAAAACUGUUGCAUCCCUUUUUGUGGAACAUUAUAUUUCCAUAAGGAUUCAGUAUGUUCUUUUCCCUUGUGCCCUAGGAUGAAGCUGGUUUUUAUGCUUUUUCUUUAUCAUUGGCCCUCAAUUCAAGCACUUUAAGCUGUCUGUAAUGGAUCUAUUUUUGCACUGGAAUAUCUGAGAUUUGCAAAACUAGACAAAAGUUUCAGAGCAGAUUUCUAAGUUAAAUCAUUUUCAUUAAAAGAAAAAAAACUGAAAAAAAUUGUAUUGUGAAUAACUUUAUAUGAAGUGUUUUUAAAAAGCCUGUUUCUAUGUUAUGAGUCACAAAAUAAAGCUGUGACAGUCCUGCUGGUCUACACAAA